Hyla sarda is the source of this 948-nucleotide messenger RNA. RefSeq names its product olfactory receptor 6B1-like. Gene Ontology annotation, molecular function: G protein-coupled receptor activity; olfactory receptor activity. Lineage: Eukaryota; Metazoa; Chordata; Amphibia; Anura; Hylidae. Gene Ontology annotation, biological process: G protein-coupled receptor signaling pathway. The transcript has a single exon. Bases 1 to 948 code for a protein of 315 amino acids. Gene Ontology annotation, cellular component: membrane. The record is from RefSeq and is a predicted model, not a curated record.
AUGAAAUUCAUAAAUCAAAGUGAAGCAGGAAUGUUCAUACUCUUGGGAUUUCCCAGCAGUAGGCAAAUGCAGGUAUUUUUCUUUGGAAUAUUCUUAGCCUUCUACCUUUUGACCAUUUCUGCAAAUAUGUUUAUUGUUGGGAUUGUGGCCAUGGAUCGUAUUCUUAAGAAAAUUCCUAUGUAUAUAUUCUUAUCCCAUUUUUCUUUCCUUGAGAUCUGGUAUAUCACAUCUAUGGUGCCCAAAAUGUUGGUGGACUUUUUGGCUGACAACAACACAAUUUCAUACAAUGGCUGCAUUGCACAAGUCUUUUUUUUCUGUGCCUUAGCAUUUACAGAGCUGUUUUUUCUUUCUGCCAUUGCAUAUGACAGGUACUUGGCUAUAUGCCACCCACUGCGUUAUACCACCAUGAUGACAAUUAAGCUGUGCCAGCAGAUGGCCUUGUGGUCAUGGAUAGUUGGAUUUGUAUGCAGUCUCCUAAUGGUCAUUCCUAGUUCAAGACUCUUAUUUUGUGCUCCAAGGAGCAUCAAUCACUUUUUUUGUGACUUCAUCCCAUUAUUAAAUAUCUCCUGCAGUCAAACUCCGGCUACAGACGUUAUCUUCUAUACCUUAGCUUGGAUCAUCAUUCUGUAUUCUUUGCUUUUAACUAGUAUUUCCUAUGUUCAGAUAAUGAGGACAGUUUAUUAUUUACCUUCUCAGUUAAGUAGAAGCAAAGCUUUUUCAACAUGUCUAUCUCACCUAACUGUUGUCUUGACCUUCUAUGGCGCAAUUAUCUUUAUGUACAUCCAAUCCUCCACAAAAAGUAUGUUAAAUGUAGAUAAGGUUGCAUCUAUAUUCUAUGCAGUUGUAAUCCCAUUAUUCAAUCCUCUAGUUUAUACUCUCCGAAACCGGGACUUUCAUGCAGCAAUGAAGAAAAAUCUCCCAUGUGUUAUCAUUACUUUUUGCAUAUAA